CCAGCAGGCCGUAAACCAAACCAGCCGCCGAGUCUGGCCCGUCCGACCCCCCCGCAUGGCGCCGCCGCCCCGAGGUCGUCCCCGUCUCCCCCCGUAAUGGCGGCCACCUCCACCUCGGCCUCCCCCGCCCCCGCCGCCGACGACCUCCACGCCUUCCUCCGCCGCGGCCUCCGCUCCCGCGGCGCCGUGCUCCGCGCGCACGCCUUCCUCCUCCGCCGCGGCCUCCUCCUCGGCCACCCCGUCCCCUCGGGCCUCCUCCUCUCCGCCGCCGCCGCCUCCACCACCACCGCCACCUCUGCCACCCACCUCGUGCGCCUCCUCCUCCGCCACCUGCCCCCGCCGCUCCCGCUCUUCUCCCUCUCGGCCGCCCUCCGCGCCGUCGCCCCGCGCGUGCCCUUCUCCGCGCUGCUCUCCCUCUUCGCCCACCUCCUCCGCGCCCACGCCCCCUCCGGCUUCCCCGACGCCUUCGCCUUCCCGCCGCUGCUCUCCGUGGCCGCCUCCGCGCGCUCCCCGCGCAGCCACCUCCCCGCCGCGCUCGCGCUCCACGCGCAGCUGCUCCGACGCGGCCUGCUCUUCGCGCCGCCGCCCCACGCCGCCAACGCGCUCCUCCAUUUCUACGGCGCCGCCGGCAGCCUCCCCUCCGCGCGCCACCUGUUCGACGAAAUGCCCUUCAGGGACAUCGCGUCCCACAACACCAUGAUGACGGCCCACGCUGCUUCCCUGGGCGGUGGCAUUGAUGCCGCACGCCAGCUGUUCGACGGAAUGCUCCUCAGGAACGUGGUGUCCUGGAACGUCAUGAUCAAUGGGUAUGUGAAGGCGAAGCGGCCCGAGCAGGCGCUGGAGGUGGUGCGGUGGAUGGCGGGGGUCGGGGUCAGGGGCACCGCGACGACCAUGGUCGGGGCGGCCACCGCGUGCGCCAGGCUGGGGAGGCUGGGGUCUGGCAGGGAGGUGCAUUGUGCAUACUUGCGCCGCUUCGAGGAGGAUAACCUCUUGUUUUGGACUUCGCUGGUUGAUAUGUAUGGCAAGUGCCGGAGGGUGGCGGCUGCGAGGAAGGUGUUUGAUCGGCUCAAUGUCCGGAAUGUUGUUUGCUGGAAUGCAAUGAUCAUCGGGCAUUGCGUGUAUGGCGAACCUGCUGACGGGCUUCAGCUGUUCCAUGAGAUGAUUGGACGAGGGAAGAAUGGUUCAGAUAACCAAUGGGUUCUGCGACCAGAUGAAGUCACUUUCAUUGGUGUACUCUGCGCGUGUACCCGUUUAGGUCUCCUGGAUGCUGGGAAGGUAUAUUUCAACCAGAUGACCACGACGUACAGUCUCAGGCCAACAUUUGCACACUAUUGGUGCAUGGCGAAUCUGUAUGGGAGUGUUGGCCUUCUGGAAGAAGCAGAGAGCCUCUUGAAGAGCGUGCCAGAGGAGCUGAAGGCACGUGCAUUGGGUGGUUUGCUUGGGUUGUGCCGAUUCAGAGGGGAAUGGAAACUUGGGGAACGUAUAGCCCUCAGGUUGAUCGAGCUGGAACCAAGCAACUGUGCUCACUAUGCUCUGUUGUGCAGUGUAUAUGCUUCGGCGGGAAGAUGGGAAGAUGCUCACAGGGUGAAGGCUAUCAUAAAGGAAAGCGAUGGGAGGUUCAGUCCUGGACACCGUCUGGUGGAUCUAAAUGAGAUCGCAAGUGAAUUUAAAAUUAGGGAGAGGCAACCUGAGAAUCAGGAAAUAUAUGUUAUCCUGGAUGACUUGGUUUCAAAGCUGCAGUUUACAAGCAGAGAAGAUGUGCAAACUGAACCCGGGAUAAAAUAGUGCAGUCUUCACUCACAGACCAUUUCCGAGCUGCAUGGGUUUUGAGCAGGCAGGCAGGAGGCAGCUAGCUGGAACAGUAGGCUAUGCUGUGACCCCACAUGUAAGACACAGGGUUGCAAGAAGUGUAUCCUCAGGCGUAUCUGUGUGAAGCUGUUUAAGAUUCUCUUGAAUCAGAAAUAUUUGAGAUGAUACUUUGCAUAUACAGAUGUGUACAAGUGACGCUCCACGGUCCAUACAAGAAACUCAGGAUGGUCCUUCUGCCUGGGAGGAUAAUAAGAUUGAGCUCUUGAGAUGUUUACCAAGAGGAACACAUUGCUGCAUUCCUGCUGGAGUUCAUAUUGCUUGGCAAAUUACAAGUUUGGGUAAUGCUGUGACAAAUUAACAGAGCUGAAGGGCUGGCCUGUACUUAUUCUGGUGAGAACAAUUUGUUGAACUUACAUUUUGCGUAGGAUGAAGGAUGCUACCAUGAGAUCUUUCCUUUGCCUUUUUCCUGCACUGGCAGUUGACCGUAACUGGCACAAGGCAAGUUUAAGAGAAGCCAAGUCUUGUGUAGAGUUUCUUACUCUUUUUUCUUACACUUUCUUAUGGUCAGACAGCCAGGCGAAUGUUUACUGAUGAAAUUUGAUGGUGCCAUUUUGAACCAUUGUUGUAGAAAUAGCAAAUAAUUGAAUACACGGAUUCUCUGUAGUUUUGUCA
Aegilops tauschii subsp. strangulata is the source of this 2481-nucleotide messenger RNA. Its product is annotated as pentatricopeptide repeat-containing protein At3g51320. The record is from RefSeq and is a predicted model, not a curated record. Gene Ontology annotation, biological process: RNA modification. Gene Ontology annotation, molecular function: protein binding; RNA binding. NCBI's taxonomy places the organism in Eukaryota, Viridiplantae, Streptophyta, Magnoliopsida, Poales, Poaceae.